Messenger RNA from Heterotrigona itama, 339 nucleotides. Lineage: Eukaryota; Metazoa; Arthropoda; Insecta; Hymenoptera; Apidae. The record is from the annotation of a GenBank genome assembly.
AUGCAGAUAUCUGUCGGAGACCUUGUCCCAUGUGCUCUGUCACUGCGGCCACCACGUGGUUGCUUUGCAGUUGCACCAUUGUCAAGAGGCUUGUUACGGCCUUUCUGCGGUAGUCAGGGUGAGCCAGCGAGUUUCGGGCGAUUAUCUCCCGACAUUGUGGUGACGCACGAGCCAUCGAGGAUUAUUUUCAUUAUAGAUGUGACCGUGCUAUUCAAAACCCGAAGCGACAAGGUCACGUCAUCUCUGUCGGCUGAAUCGUCGGCACCCUCGACGCAUGGCACUUGCAUAACGUCCACCUCAACAAACUACUUCGUAUUUCAUCAGAAUACGAGGUCCUGA